This is a messenger RNA of Lactuca virosa, 1032 nucleotides long. The record is from the annotation of a GenBank genome assembly. NCBI's taxonomy places the organism in Eukaryota, Viridiplantae, Streptophyta, Magnoliopsida, Asterales, Asteraceae.
AUCUCUCCGGUCCUCUUUUCAACGUCACCAAGUCGAUAAAAUUCCCUACAAGCAUUUUCCAAUCGGUUUGAUCAGGACAUCAAACAAGAAAUCGGUUUCUGGAUUCCUUCGUUUUGGUUCAGGAUUUCUGUUCAAUUAAGUGCAAUCGGAACGCGGAGUUGUUUGGAUUUUAAUAACUUUAGGUUUUAGGUAAAUUUCAUCGGAGUUAUUUCAGUAUUUUGGGAACUUCAGCGAAAUAUGCAGAGCCAAAUAGUUUGCAGUGGUUGUAGAAGCAUUUUGUUAUAUCCGCGAGGAGCUUCAAAUGUGUGCUGUGCAUUAUGCAACACGGUUACCUCGGUUCCCCCUCCAGGGACAGAAAUGGCACAACUGAUAUGUGGAGGUUGUCACACAUUGCUAAUGUAUACCCGUGGUGCUACAAGUGUUAGAUGCUCUUGUUGUCAUAUAGUGAAUCUUGCACCAGUUGCAAACCAGCUUGCCCAAGUCAAUUGUGCAAAUUGUCGGACAAUGCUGAUGUAUCCAUAUGGAGCCCCAUCCGUUAAAUGUGCAGUUUGUCACUACAUUACAAAUGUCAAUAUGAGCAAUGGAAGGGUUUCCAUUCCAAUGCAACCACCAGGAUCAAUGCCCUCUGCUUCAACAGAAAUGCCUCAUUUUCAUACUCAAACCGUUGUUGUUGAAAAUCCCAUGUCGGUUGAUGAGAGUGGAAAACUGGUAAGCAAUGUUGUGGUUGGGGUGACAACGGAGAAGAAACAAAUAAGUUGAAAUAUUGGGAAUGACCAAUUAUGCACUUUGGUACCCCGAGUUAUCAUUUAAUGAACAAAAAUGGCCCGAUAGCAUUUGAAUUUGUAUACCAUUAGAAAGGAAAAAGUUGGCAUCAUAUUAACACUUAUUUUAAUUGUGAUUGUUAAGAAAGUUUAAGGGAUUAUUGAUGUGUUGAGUUGAGAGUGGAUAUGGUUGAUAGAAAGAGUAUAGAUUUUAUGAUGUGAAUUGUUUAUUUGCUUGUAAAUGAUGUGAAAAUGAGGUGCUCCUAUUUUA